AUGGAAAUUUACGUUGACGCAUCGUAUAUGGAGGCUCUAGGGGGCAAGCCAUACAUGAUGCCUGUCUCCCCAUGGUUUUAUACUAAUCUUCCGGAUACAGCAAGAACUGGCUGUGACAUCAUCUCAUGGAAUGACUACGGGGAGAGUCAUCACAUCGGGACCAUUCGAGAUCACGCUCUUGUCGCGUUCGAUAAAGAUUCAGGCAAGGCCCCAUUCCUAUACUCACUCGAUCAUCACGGCUGGCGCGUCCUCCUCCCAUUCGCUAUUGAUCGAUACAAGAACAACAAGGCAGUUGUCACCUACGAAGGCGUUUCUUCUGGUACCGCCCUACACCCAAGCAGGCCUGUGGACAUCAUUGACGAUGCAGUAUUCUUCACCGUUCUCGCUACUGAGUCCGUGAAGGCUACGGUGUCUAUUGGUGGCGCAGAGUCUCAGGGUGUGUUGCGAGACCUUCCUGACGGCGGUAUCGGUCUGUACCAUGGAAGUGCGCGCUUCAACGGCCGAACUGGCGAAGUAAAGAUCACAGUAUGGCAAAAAGAUGUACUCAUUGCUGAUCAAUCUGGCCCUGCAAUCAAGAAUUAUUGUCGCAACGGUAUGACAGGCUUUGACGCAUGGGCUGGGGGGCGGCUGACCUCCAAGGCCUCAAGACCGGUUAGCACCCCAUCCCUCGAGGACGAGGUUUGCGUCAGGGGCACCGGUGCCAACGACUUCGACGUCAUUUGCAGAGCCACCUGCUACUUGGGAUACUGCCCCAAGUCUGCAUGCGUCUGCAGGGCUACUGGUGCCCAGGUCAAGCUCCCGCCUGAAGUCCCUGGUGAAGUGUUCCCAGCCGAGGGCUUGAACUCCAACUACAUCGGACUGUGCAACUAUGCUUGCCUUUACGGAGCUUGCUUCUCGUCCUACUGCGGUAAAACGAAGUAUCCCCUGAUCGAGCCGACCGUGUCAUCUUUCAACCCCCCCUCUUGCACUUCAGGCACUGGCGACGGAGACUGGUCGGUCCUUUGCAACUUCGCCUGUCGCCACGGCUUCUGCCCAAUCUCCAGGUGCAAGUGUACGAGUCAGGGACCCCUCAGCCUACUGAACCCGACCCAACAGACUAAGGCUGUAAGCCGCAUUGGCGAGGACCACGGUCUCUGCGCUUUUGCCUGCUCGCGGGGCUUGUGUCCCAAGCAGGCCUGCGACGCCAACGACGGCGAGCAACAAGAGCAAACUAAUCCGCCAGUGGACCAGAUCGAGAUGCCACACCUCGAUAGAGACUGCUACAUGUUUCCCGAAUGCGUUGACCUCGACAAUCCCCAGGCAUCCAGCUGCAGCAACAGUCAUACACGGGUCUCGUUCGACAAAGGCUCUUGCUCAGGGCGCUAUGGACGUCCCAUUUGUUGCAAGAACACCGUUCUUCCGACAAAAUGCACGUGGCGAGGCAGCGGGGCUGAUUGCAACGGGCAAUGCCACAAGGGAGAGGUUACCCUCUUCGAAUCUCGAACCGGGGGCGAUCCUGGAGAGAGCGACGACACGUCAUGCAACCGUGGACAUAAGACGUUUUGUUGCGAGCUCAAGAUUUUCAAGGAAUUGACUAGUCAAUGUCGCUGGACUGAAUGCUCUGGGGGAUGCACGUCUGACGAAAGUCUAGUUGCACAGAGAACCGAAAACAGCUGUCUGCUUGCUACAACACCGCUUAAGUACUGCUGCAGGAAUCAUCCGCCUACUCUCUCAAACUGCCACUGGGUCGGCCAGGGCGACUGUGCAGACAACAACUGCAACAACAAGGAAGUUACUUUGCUUUUAGCUUCGGUCGGCCUACUUGGUAGUGCUUGUGCAUGUAAGUCGCAGAAGACUCUCUGCUGCACGCCGGAAGAGGCCUUCUUGGGAAACGGACAGUUACCCACGCCGUAUUGCACAUCAGAGACAGAAGAAGGUUGCGCUCCUGAUGAACAGGGUUCGGAUCGGCUUGAGCACGACUGCGAAGAUGACGAAUGCGGACACGACAAGCUACGCAGAGAAGUGAUGGCUGUGCCUCAAGAAUUUUCUCUGGCUGGUCUGGCUUCUGAGGAAAGGUCACUCCUUGAGGCCUGA
Messenger RNA from Colletotrichum destructivum, 2073 nucleotides. Its product is annotated as Putative glycoside hydrolase family 71. The record is from RefSeq and is a predicted model, not a curated record. The coding region runs from base 1 to 2073 and encodes 690 amino acids. The transcript is spliced from 6 exons. Lineage: Eukaryota; Fungi; Ascomycota; Sordariomycetes; Glomerellales; Glomerellaceae. Gene Ontology annotation, molecular function: glucan endo-1,3-alpha-glucosidase activity.